AUGAUGCGGCGGAUUUGCGGCUAUUUGCACCAGUCUUCAGCUACGCUCAGCUCUGUCCUGUGUCUGAAACCGUACUUAGGCUUCUGCUUUGGGUGCUGCUGUAGCCAUGGCCACCACUCUUGCCCUCUGUGUAGUGAGUAGUGCUGUGCUGUACGCACAACUGAAGGAUAAACCGCUGGACUCGGUCUUGGAAUCACCGCUUGAUCAACCUCCAUUGGUGUUGGCGAAUGCCGUACUCACCCUGGCAUGCUCGACGCUGGUUGUCCUGAAGGUUUUCUGCCGGCUGGUGUACGCCACGGACCCCCUUGAGGUCACUUGGACUUUCAUCCGCGGAUUUUUCGGACAGGAGAAGGGAAGAGGCAUCAAGGUAGACAGCUGGAUCACGGAGUACAACCGACUCCACGACGACAACGAAUCGAGCGUGGAAGAGAGAGAGGGGAGCUACGCCAAGCUGGUAAACGCGUACUACGAGCUUGCUACUCUGUUCUAUGAAUGGGGCUGGGGAAGCUCGUUCCACUUUGCGAGCAGGUGGCGCGACGAGAGCUUCCGGGACUCCAUCAAGCGACACGAGUACUACCUGGGCGGUCGGCUGGGUGUCAGCCGCGGCGCUAAGGUCCUGGACUGCGGCUGCGGCAUCGGUGGGCCGUACCGCAACAUCGCUCGGUUCACAGGCGCGGACAUUACUGGAAUUACGAUCAACGAGUACCAGGUGAAGAGAGGAAACGAGAUGAACAAGAAGAUGGGCAUCGACCAACAGUGCCGAUCCAUUCAGGGGGAUUUCAUGAAGUUGCCGUUCGAGGAUAACUCUUUCGAUGGUGUGUACGCCAUCGAAGCCACCUGCCACGCGCCGCAGAGGGAGGGCGUGUACAGCGAGAUCUACCGCGUGCUCAAGCCGGGAUGCGUGUUCGCGUGUUACGAGUGGUGCCUCACGGACAAGUUUGACGCCAGUAAUGACAAGCACCGGUUGAUCAAGAAGCAGAUCGAGGAGGGGGACGGGCUUCCUGACAUGAUCACCCCUCCGGAGGUCGACUCAGCCCUCAAGGCGUCGGGCUUCGAGAUCCUGGAGACGAGGGACGCCGCGCUCGACCCCAACCCGGGAGGAAUCCCGUGGUACCGACCCCUCACGCCUAGCUGGAACGUCUUCACGCAAAGGUUUCAGUUCAACUGGCUAGGGAUGCGGCUGACGAAAGCGGCCCUGUACGUGAUGGAGAUGUUUUAUCUUGCACCGGCGGGAACGAACAAAGUGCAGGCCAUGCUGCAGGCCGGGGGCAUGGGCUGCGCGCAGGGCGGCCUCACCGGGACUUUCACACCCAUGUACCUUGCGGUCUGUCGCAAACCUCUGUAGGCUUGAACAUGUUGGUCUUUGAUGCGUACCAGUCUACCUUCAUGGUUUUCACGUUGUUUGCUCUCAACACGCGGAGGAGUAGUACGAUGCGGGUUGUCAAAAUUUGGUUUGUGGAGGAGAACUUGGCGCCGCCCGAACGAAAGAGAAAGCUCUUUCGGCGUGGUAAUGCCGCGCAAUGCUGCAGAUACAUUGCUUUUGGGCGGGCGGCCCUUGUUUCAUGGUGUCCCAUGUCGCAGCCGUGUGGACGAGCAAGUGUCAGCGCCAUUUGAGGAGUGAGUGCCGUGCUUGGGCUUUCAGGUGGAACCAUAUUCACCGCACUGACGACUGCAUCACGGAAGGUGCUCGGUGUCGUACAGGUGUCAGGCCUUGGGUAGCCCCGGUCUUGAGUCACAAGCACAUUGAUUGCAAGUACUCAAGCUAGUGGCUGCGUUUCUUGUGUUUAGUUAUUGAAAGCGGCUUCACCACCCGGAGCCAAAUCAAGUGAUGCACCUGAUUGUGUAGCGCACCGUCGGUUGCUCUUUAUUCUUCCAUUUCUUCCAAGCGCAAGUGGGAUUAACCAAGACUAGCGACAACAUGCUACAAAAUAUGCUCGAAGCAGGGUCCCUUACAGGACGGGGGCUGUCAUGCUCCGCCCUCUCGCUCACCAGCGUCGCGCUUGAUCGUUCACCGCGGGGGGUAGUUGAAGGGUCACAACUGAUCCCUCUAGAUGGGGAGGGGCAACAAACAAAACGCAGGUUGUGAAAAGUGUACACAAAUCGGGGGCAGAUUCCGCGCACGAAAAAAACGAUCAACCCCGCACCAGGUCCAACCUUGUAGGAAUUCUCCCCCCUCCCCCCCCCGCAGACAAUCAGACGAUCUUCCCCACCAAUGCAAGUACUUUGCGUUUCGGAACAAACCGUGUUAAAAGUACAAAUUAUAGGUACGUUUUGAAUGCCGUAGGCACGCACACAGCAUAAGCUCUCUCGCCACCCUCAAGCCUUGAAAUUAGUAUGUGCUCAGCCGCUACAUACAGACUACGACAGAGAGAAUAUCCACAAAAUCUUGGACAAAAAAGGAACAUGCUCUCCUGAGCACAUGCACAAGCACGUAGGCAACGAGUAAUAUAAGAAGCAGGAGACGGAAACAAAGACUUCAGCACGGUUAAGCUAGCGGGCUGCACCGUCCCCGCUGCCAACUGCUUCAGUGUUGUGUAAAAAGGGGGGGAAGAAGCGAGGACUCGCUUAGAAAGGAAGGAUGAGGAUACUAGAUGAACGGGGUUCUCGGCAUUUUAAUUAGAACAUAGCUCGGGAAAUGUAAAACAGAAGCCUCCAAAAAUAAACCACUGCUGCUGUUUGCGAGAUCUGCCCCCCCCUCCUCACCCGUAACUGGCCAUAUACAACAUUCACAAGAUCGAUACAGCAGCCCUUCCAUGUCUACGACUUCUGUUUUCUACCAACACGCUGCCAACGCCGCGGCAACUAGCAGAUGGAUACAUGCUCCCCGAACCCUACUUGAGCUGCAAAAUUCAAUCUCACGCAUACAUGAAGCUGUGAUGACGCAAACCUAAUUAGAACAGGACGCAGCAGUGCAUGGGCCGCUGCCUCUCUUGUGUCUCCUCUCGUGCGACGGGCUGGCCGUUUGACUUAAAAACAAUCUUGAUUGAGGCACUGUAGUUGAAACGUGAGGGGUGGGGCAAGGCCCAAGGAAAAUACGAGUACACGAGAAACGCCUUGACUUGACUGCAAGCAAAACGAAACUAAAACCAUCCACAACUGUAGGACAUUUGACAAUAUCACAAAACAAAUCCAGCCUGUAGUUGAGACAGCAGCAUCGGCGUUAUAUUCAAACAACCAUCAAGACGAAUAUCCAAAGAUCGACGAAGACAAGGAAGAACCAUCAACCACUCUAUCUCGUCUCGAGAACCAAUUCCAACGAAGCUCAACAAGAGGCAGCAUUCACUCUCCCUGAACAGCAAUCGAAAAACGAUCCAAAAUACCAAUUGAAGUGGAUCACGGGGUAAAACUUGGGAACAUUGGGACAUAACCCAACACACAACACGACGGGAUAUGCUUUAAAAUGAAGAGCCUGCCAACCCCACGGUAACGUAUGCAUACUACCAACAAGACGGACGAAACAAGAACAGUUGCGAUAAAAACCAACGACACCCUCCUACCCAGCGCCAAGAUGGCGGAAAUGCGACACGUGUACACCACAAAAACCAGAGAAGGAGGGACACUCCAGCCGACGCGCCACUCUAGAAAACACCACAGACACGAAUCAAUGUCCGCGACGGGAAAGAGGAGCGGCUCUAGACGAGCGGGUGCUCGAAAUCAACGGGCCGACAGGAUCGGCACAGCACAGGGCGCAGAAUUUCUUCUGCUGCGGUUGUCCCGAUUUUUCGCCCGUUCUUCUCAAAGCCCAAGGGCCAAAGCCGUCCACUCAUUCCCGUGUUUGCGGGAACGAAAACUCGUAAGCGCCCCCGUCACCCAUCCCUUGGCCGCGGACGUGCACCCCUCUGCGCAUCUCCAGGUGCGGAUCGCCAACAGCCGUGGCGCGGGCUGCCGAGCCGCUCACCGCUGCAGACCCGCCGGUUGCCUCCUGGUCUGGGAACGACCUGAGGCUGUUUCUUGACACGCCUGCUCCCAGCACGCGAGAAGGGUCGUCGUCGGCGACAUUGUCAUGUGCACGGCCACCCCAGACUCCUGGGCUGCUCGCGGACACUCCUCCCGCACGGAUCGUAGCACUUCCAGUGCUGCUCACGACGUCCGUGCCUGGGGUCUCUGGGUCUAAGACUUGCACGCCGCGGAGCCCCCGAGGCUUCCCGUCGCCGUCGCUGUUUUCGCUUCCAGACGAGUCGAAUACGCUGCUCUGCCCGGGUUCCCAGGUUCGCCGGGUUUCUGCCGGUUCGAUGAUGCCUGCGCCACCACCAGCGCUGCUGCCUGCCGUGGGUGUCACAGAAAGCAACAAGUUUCUCCUUAAAAAGGAAAACCAAGCGCUCGGCC
Molecule: messenger RNA, 4326 nt
Organism: Ectocarpus sp. CCAP 1310/34
Lineage: Eukaryota; Phaeophyceae; Ectocarpales; Ectocarpaceae
Source: the annotation of a GenBank genome assembly